AUGAGGGACGUUCUUGGCGCUGUUCACAUCCUUUUCCGCCUUAUCGUCAAUCAGAUGGUGAAGACCAUCUCUUUCCCCUUCCCUCUAAACUUUUUCUUCCUCACCGACGCCCUUCCUAUUCCUCCGCCAGCCAGUACCGGUACUCUUUCACACAAACACGCCAACUCUUACAUCAUCACAACUAAUCCAACCCUUCCAUUUUAUCCUUUUCUUUCUUUCUUCCCUCCCCUCUCUUCCCUCCCUCUUCUUCCUCUCUUCCCUUUCCCUCAACAUCCACCCGUUUGGGUGCCCCUCCGUUACCCGGUAAAUAUGAGUCACUCAACUACUACCUCCUCGCGCAAGGCCCCUGGUGCGGCGGACUGGGAGAAGAAGGUGGAUGAGGUCAAGGUGUCCAAAGCAGACCUUAACACCUUGGUCAUGAAUUAUCUCAUUAUCGAGGGGUAUAAAUCAGCUGCUGUCAACUUCGCUCAGGAAGCGAAUAUGUCACCUCAGGUUGACCUUGAUUCUAUCCAAGAACGGGUUGAUAUUCGCCAUGCAAUCCAUCACGGGGAUAUCCAGACUGCAAUUGAAAGAAUCAAUGAGCUUCAUCCAGAUCUUCUUGAGACGAACCUUCCUCUACAUUUUUCACUCUUGAGACUUCAGCUUAUCGAAUUGAUUCGAAACUGCACCCAAUCCCCUGACGGUGACAUCUCCGAAGCGUUGGCAUUUGCUACAACUCAUCUGGCGCCUCGAGCACCCGGCAAUUCAAAAUUCUUACAAGACCUUGAGCGCACAAUGGCCCUUCUAUGUUUCCCGAUGGAAAACCUGGCUCCUCCCCUCGCAGAACUGAUGGACCCAGCACUGCGAAGACAAGUAGCGGCUAAAGUCAACGAAGCGAUUCUCGAAGUACAGGGCGUACCCAAGGAAGCCAAGAUUCGCCGCCUGGUCAGAUUGAGGGCAUGGGCCGAGCAAAGGAUGAGGGAUGGUCAUAGAGAAGUGCCUAAUAUGGACUUGGGGUUAGAUGUUACAUCACAGACAUCUCAUGAUGCGAUGGGAGUCUAAUCGCCCCAGAAUAAUGACUUCAAUGAAAUGGGUAUGGGAAUACUGGUGUCCACUGAUGUUUUUUUCCCUGUUUUUUCUUUUCCAUUCUUUUUUUUUUUCUUUUUUUUUUUUUCUUUCUUUCCUCGCAGUGUUUUAUGGAGUUGUGUGUGUUAUCUACUAUGGUGCUCUUCUCUUUCUCUCACGUCGGCAUUGGGGUUGGAAUGGCGUUCUCUACUGGUGCAAUUGUAAACAUGUUAGCUUAAACAAAAAACAAUU
Tuber melanosporum (Perigord truffle) is the source of this 1296-nucleotide messenger RNA. RefSeq lists its product as uncharacterized. Gene Ontology annotation, molecular function: protein binding. Lineage: Eukaryota; Fungi; Ascomycota; Pezizomycetes; Pezizales; Tuberaceae. Gene Ontology annotation, cellular component: nucleus; cytoplasm. Bases 1 to 1041 code for a protein of 346 amino acids. Gene Ontology annotation, biological process: proteasome-mediated ubiquitin-dependent protein catabolic process. The record is from RefSeq and is a predicted model, not a curated record. The transcript is spliced from 5 exons.